Molecule: messenger RNA, 815 nt
Organism: Schistocerca gregaria
Lineage: Eukaryota; Metazoa; Arthropoda; Insecta; Orthoptera; Acrididae
Exons: 2
Coding region: 41-376 (111 amino acids)
Source: RefSeq, a predicted model, not a curated record
CCCACAGCCAGUGCACUACCAGCCUUCCAGCUCAAAACAGAUGGCCAACCCAACAAAGGUGGUGGUGGUGGUUAUACCAAGCAGUGGUGGCAGUGGCAGUGGCGGCGGCCGUGGUGGCUGCCCAGCAGGAGGCUGCUACCAGAUGCCAUCUCCACCUCCACGCCCACCCAGUGGGGGUGGGUGUCCAAUGGGAGGCUGUUACCACCCUGCACAACAGCCAGCACAGUACCAUCCCUCCGGCUGCAGUGGUGGUGGCUGCAAUGCUCAACCCCAAAUGUGCUCCACCUGCGGUGGUGGUGGGGGUGGAGGAGGGCAUUCAUACAGCCAGGCCUCGAGUCAAGCGUCCAGCUACAGCUCCGGCUGGAGAAAGAAGUGAGCUGCAGUAGCUGGAGCGCUUCAGCACGGACGGUGAUUCACAUGCAGACGUCUAAGAACUGUCUUUCUUCACAGCGUAAAUUAAUGAACUUACGGAAUCAUUCCAGAAGACUGAAAGUGGACACUGCGAAAUUGUUUGCCAAUGGAAUACCCACACGACCGUCUCAUCGUAUCACAUCCAAACCUGUUCUCAAAAGAAACUUACCCGCUCUUACACAGCAUGUCACUGGCAGAGACAGUGCAUGUGAUUAUUGUUCUCAAAAAGACUAAAAUAUUUUCUGAAAGUGAGGCAGGGAAUCAGUAAGACGCACGCCGUAGUAUCAGUGUUGAUGUUUCUGAGGCCUCAAAGAUGCAGUUGCUAUACUCCGACGUACAUCGAAAAUCUCGUUCUCACGAGGAAAAUGUAAAACGGAUCGUAUAACUCAUUCUGUAUUUUGGGA